CGAUAUUACAUGAAGAUUGUAGUGCCGUGACGAUCAUCGGCAUCGUAUCGAAAAUAUCCAGAACAGCGCUUCUGUUACAACAGUUUUUGUUCCCGAAGAUAAAAUUUUCCUUUAAACGAAAGCGAUCUCGAUGCGUCGGUAACGUCGCUGGGUACCACUCCCUACAGCUUUUCGUAAAUGCAUGAUAAAUUAAUUUGAUCAACGAUGAAAUACAUCAAAGUUCUUCGAGUUCAUUGUCGAUAAAAAGUAGUAAGUAUAUCGAGGCGUCAUUUUUGCCGUAACACGGUUCCUGUACCUGUUUCAGUUUUCUUUAUCUCCAUACCGCAUAAGUAGUAAAAAAGACCUCGGAAUAAAACUAACAGUAUUAUGGUAGGUACAUGAGGUGUGCCUGUGCGCCAGAACGAGUAAUCAUGACGGAGAGUAGUAGCAAUGGAAAAUAAAGAAGUACAUCAAGAAGUUCUCAAUAAAAGUAGUAGUUGUAAUCUUGAAGUUGUGUGUCUACCUUUUUCAUACACAUUUUGUCUUUGAUAGUAGCAGUAAUAAAAACAAGCAUGACCACUUACAUCUCAUGAAGGUCACGCCUUAUCAGAAGAAUUUCUCAAAAAUCCCAACAACAAAAAAAUUAUAGCAAGCAAGUUUUCAACAUUCGGUAUUUCGUUGCCACUCGCACUCUCUGGUAUCAAGAAAAUCCAAGAACAUCCCUGUUGACUUUCUAAAAGUCUAAAGAACCUCCCUAUUCUCACCCUUCAAAAUAUACGACACCUGAAAUCGGCAUCCACCGUAGUUCUCCGCGCGCUGUCCCCAAUUUUUACCUACGACUCUCUCGAAAAGAGUCCGUGACGACGCUCACCUGCGAAGAACCCGGAUCAAGUUCGGCAAGAAGAAGGAACUACUGCAAGAAAUGGCUAUCACUGUGGAGCAAUCUACUUCCAACAAGUCCGACGCCGGUGGCGUCGACAAGAUGAAGCAGUUGCGCGGAGGAGCUGCAGCUCCUGCGGGUGCUGGAGCGGGUGGUACUGGGAUUGAAAAUACCCUGAUCAACAAAACUUCUAAUCCCACCACCUCCACCCGAGGCAACGCGGCCACCACGACGACCAGCAACAUGAUGGGUCCGGCGGAGCUGAGCAGCAACAAACUGAAGAAGUUUAAGCUGUACAUCCCCUCGGUCUCGUUCAUCGAACUCUGCUCCUGCUUCUUCAUCGUCGGCUUGUAUGGGAAGUUGCUCGUGUACUUUUUCCACGAGAAGGACGGCGUCGCGAGCUCCAGCCAGUGGCAUUUGUUCCUGCACAACUCCCUAGCGGUGUUGGUGUACGGCUGCUUCUGGCGGUUUCUGCAACAGCGCUGGAUGAAGUGGAAGGCGUAUUGCGCGAAAAAUCCGGAGACCGCCACGGUGCUCAAGUUUCUGCUCGGCGGGAACGUGGAUCUGUUCUCGGGGAUCAGUCGCAAUGGCCGGAGUUCGACGUCGUCCCGUGGGACGAUCAUGUCGCAGGAGCAGGAAGGGCUGGAGGCGAACGACUCCGGGCGUAUUUCUGCCGAAAUGGGCAGUUCUGGCACGACCAUGAAGGGCAAGCAGAUGAAUGACGAGAAGGAGAUUAGUGGACUACUACACCAACAAGCCAACAUCCCGACCAACACCAAUCUGAAGCUGCAGCAUGACAAAAAACAGGGCUUUGCCUACGACCUGUCGUACGACGACACCGGCGCGGACAGCACCGGGACGGGCGAAGACUCCAGCCCCUGCGCCGGCAAUUCCCCCCCGUGGGACAAGAAGACCGGGUUUUUUGGCACCAAAACUGGCGGUGAAAAUAACCGCACGACCGAGGAUUCGUCUCCGGAUUUGAAGAAGAGGACCAACAGUGCUGACGGUAGUUGCAAGGAUAAUUCAUCUUCCAAGAUCACGAACAGCACGACGACGAACAAGCCGGUUUUUCCGCUCGCGAAGCCUAGUUCGGACGACAUCAAGCGUUUGGUGAAUUUGUCAGAGAUGACGUACGACACGGUGGUGGACCCGGCCAGCGAAGGGAUCCGCGUCGGGUGGGGGCACGCGCUGAUCGUGUGUCUCUCCUACUGGUACCGGGCCUAUUUCAUGCACUGCACCGUGGAGCGCAUCUGCACCACGCACCUCUUUCGCGACAACGACCUGAUCCACGCCUUCGUGUCCCCGCUGGCCGGCCGCUUGGUCGCGAUGGUGGGCGAGCAGGUGUUCAUGUGGAACGCGGUCAUCCCCUGCGUCUGCUGGGGCCCCUACAAACGGUUCAAGUACUACAUGCUGUGCGGGCUGGUCGCGUUCGCGGAGCAGAUCUCCAACAUUGGAGUCAUCAAGCGCCACUACGGCUUUUUCUUGCUCGAAAACUCCACCUGGACCAUCGUCUUCACGGUCAUCUUCUGGCAGAUCUUCAAGAAGCGCUUCUUCAUCUGCCGCUUGUCCUCGGCCCCGAAAGAGGUCGCGAUCGCGGAGGAAGAGGAAGAAAAGUUGAUGAAGAACCACGGUUAUCCUGUGCAAAAGUAUCGUACUCGUAGUAAUCGCGAUCAUGCAUGACAAAUAUCCCUUUUAUAGGUAAAUCAGCAUUACAAAUUCCAUUUCUCUUCUUGAAAAAACUUGUGAUGCAAUUUAUACUAGUACGAUACUUUUGCAAUGCAUAACGGUGCGUUCGAAGAAGAUUUGACGUCGGCCGGGGACCUGCGCAAGCGUGGUUCCUCCGCUGCUGGUGGUAUUUCCUCGUCCACGACCUCGUCCUCGUCUAAGCUGCCCAAGGCGGGGGCCUAUGAACUGCAAAAGUAUCGUACUCGUAUAAAUGCAUUAAUACAACUUUUUUCAGCAUGGCAAAUAAAAUUUGUAAUGCUGAUUUGCCUUGGCAAAGAAAUUUGUAAUGCAAGACCUGCAUUUAUACGAGUACGAUACUUUUGCACAGCAUAGGGCAAUGCUGCAGGCGAAGAAACUGGCCGAGAACCUCCGCACCAAGAUCGUGAACUUCCGCAAGCUAUCAAAUGCAAAAAUGUCUGGGUCUGGAAGAAUGCAUGUUUGUAAUGCUUGUCUGGCAUGAGUCUUAAAUCUGUCAUGCACGUUACCCAAGAGCCCCGCUUUUCUGUCAUGCAGAGACGCAGUUUGUCAUGCAGAACAGGCAACACCUAGGUAGAAGCUCCGAGACUUGUCAUGCGGAGCCAGCACUUGUGGCCUCUUCAUGAUACGCCGCCCAGCAUGACAAGUUUCCAGACCCAGACAUACUUGCAAUGCAUACAAGCCGCGCACGCUGCGCAUGCUGGUCUUGACCCGGUUCGUCGCGUUGCUGGCGGUGGGUCUGUUCAUCGGGUACGAGCUGUACUUCGACCUGCCCAUGUACUACUCGCUCUGGGACUCCACCUACCUGAAGCAGGACUACGACCUGCAGUUCUACCCGCAGGGGCUGAAGCACUCGCUGCAGUGCCACACCAUGGUGGAGAACACCUCCAACGAGCACUGGCGCCCGGUGAUGCUCUGGCAGGCGGCCAACUACACCAUGGUUCCGCUGGCCAUGGUGCUGCUGUCCUCCCUGACCUACGACCGCAAGCGGGUCUUCAUGGGCCUGGACCGCCGCGUCUUUUUCGACGUGUCGGAGAAGAUAGGAAAGUGCACAAUUCCCCUGCUUCCCUCUUCUUUGUAAAUGUUGUACUUAUCUAUGCACCACGGAAAAAAUAGAAGUGUAACUGUUCGUGUAGAAGUGUCGCGGCCAAGAUCAAGAAUUCGGGUUAUGUUGCAGGAGCUGGAUUUUAGAACUAGAAGUGUUAUGUCUAUCAUCCAGGCCGCCGCUGCUGGACCAGGUCAUGUAAGCUGUGCCUAGAGGGAAAGGAUGGCUUCGGCUUUUAGUUUUAUUUGCAGGACAAAUGAGGGGGAGGCGGAGUAGUUGUGCACUCUCAUAAAGGGCGGGUUGGAUCUCGGUCAUCACGUCUAAGGAAAAUGCCGCCGGGAACGGAGGAUACCUGCCGCGGGGGCAGUAAAUUCGGUGGAUGUAGUGGACAGGGUGUACUGGAAGAUUUCUUGGAGAAGACGAAAUCAAUCGUAGCGUAGUUUUCAACUACGCAGUUGAGAAACGAUUGCAGUACUGUUGCAGCACUUUCUUUGGGGAACGAAAAAUAUUUGCGGUAGGCACUGGAGUUUUUCAGGAAAUUCUCUUGAUGUCCUCUAGUGGCUCAUGAAAGAAUAUCAACGACAGAUAGACGACAAAAAAAACAGAAUUUUCAAACCUCGAGUCUAGAUGUAGAUUCGUUUUUUACGCACUUUUAGUUUUACAUGCAGCGACAAUUUGAAUAAUAAAUACGUAUUGCUAUGAUCGCAAUCAAUUUCAAU
Amoebophrya sp. A120 is the source of this 4324-nucleotide messenger RNA. The record is from the annotation of a GenBank genome assembly. Lineage: Eukaryota; Dinophyceae; Syndiniales; Amoebophryaceae.